Zea mays is the source of this 3605-nucleotide messenger RNA. RefSeq names its product ABC transporter A family member 5. The transcript has 20 exons. Gene Ontology annotation, cellular component: intracellular membrane-bounded organelle; membrane. The record is from RefSeq and is a predicted model, not a curated record. The coding region runs from base 1034 to 3427 and encodes 797 amino acids. Lineage: Eukaryota; Viridiplantae; Streptophyta; Magnoliopsida; Poales; Poaceae. Gene Ontology annotation, molecular function: ATP hydrolysis activity; ABC-type transporter activity; lipid carrier activity. Gene Ontology annotation, biological process: lipid transport; transmembrane transport.
GGCUAAUAGCAGUGCUCUGCUUCUCUUCCUUCUCCAUCGACCUCUACAUUAGUUGUAAGUCCACGGAGAGAGAGAGAGGCCUCUAGGGAGAAAAAAAAAGGUCCACGCAGAGAGAACAGAGAAAGGAAACAACAGCGACGGACCAAGAAAUGCCGGGGCGACAAGGCAUGGAGCCGGCCUCUGCUGCGGCGCGGGCGCCAAGGCCGCCGAGCUUCGCGUCGCAGACCAAUGCCCUCCUGCGCAAAAACCUCAUCUUCCAGGAAGUCAUGGGUUGAAGUGACCACCUGCUAUUCUAUUUGUUCCCUUUUCAGAAUUACAUUCCCAUCCUAUUUGAAUGAAGGGCCACAUAGACAUAGUUAUUCCACGAUUUUGACACUGGAGUAAGUAUGCCCAUAGUUUCAACUGUUCCAAUUGUCCUUUUGGCAAUCGGGAGGACGGGGAUGAGGCCGAAACAUAUCUGUGGAGAAUGAAAAAAACCAGCCGAUUCCCCUGUCAAUCCAGAGGGCUCUGAUCUAAUUCCUGCCUAACCAAACGUGUCCCAAUACUGAUGGGGACUUAGUUGCAAGUCAAAAUGAAAAGAAUUGAUUGAGAUCGCUGUCCACAAGCCUAAAACACGUACGCCGCCAAGCGAUCCUUCCAGAAACGUAACAGGAAGGGAACCAUUCGGCUAAUCAUAGUUCCCAUAUACCUCUGCCUCAUAAUCAGCGUCCUUCAAAGGGUCAUCAACAGCUUCCUAGACAAGCCAAAGUUCAGGUGUGGUUGCAAGUGCAUCGACGAUGCCAACGGCAGCACAGCCCCCUGCCAGAACGUGUGUGGAAUCCAGUACUCCACGCUGGAUCAGGCGCCUAGUUGCCCCAUUCCAAAUCCUCCGAAAUGGCCUGCCCUCGUGCAAGUACCCCUCCCGGAGUAUCGCGCCGUGCAGGACUCCUCAGGCUUGUUUACAGGCUUCCCUGACGCAUCAUGCAGAAAGACACAAUCUUGCCCUGCCAGUAUACCCUUUGCUGGAGCAAAUACAACUCUAUCUAAUAGUAUCAUGCAGAACCUGCUCACAAGCUCACCACUCUUAAAUCUUUCUGAUUACACGAGCAUAUCAAGUCUUUUGCUUGGUACAGAUGUUCCAGGAUCUUCUACGGGAUUCGUUGAACCUGCUUUUAUCUCGGCUCGACCCAUAUAUGUUCUUCAACCACAGUGCAAGUCCGGUGAUUCAGUUACAAUCCCAAUUACCGUCGGUUCUGUUAAUGCCCAGAAAGAGAUAAAAUGUGUUCAAGGUUUACCCUUGUGGCGGAACAGUUCAAUAACAAUUAAUGAGGAAACAUUUCGGGGCUACCGAAAAGGGAAAACUGCUAAAGGGAUAAAUGAAAUUGCGAUGGGCUAUGAUUUUCAAGACUCAAACGAGAAUCAUUUUAAUGUCCUUACUUUGUAUAACUCAACGUAUGAGAAUGCCUCUUUCAUUCCAAUGCCAUUUGCACUUCUGCGCAUUCCACACUCAUUGAAUGCGGUAUCAAACGCCUAUCUCCAACUAAUACAAGGUUCGGGUGUAAAAAUGUUGCUCGACUUCACAAAAGAAAUGCCUAAGCAAGCCACCCGUCUGACAUUUGAUUUUUCUGCUGUGGCUGGUCCACUGUUUUUCGAAUGGGUGGUUGUCUUGCUUUUUCCGAAAAAAAUUCAGGUUAUGCUGACCUACCUUGUAUAUGAGAAGCAACACAAACUCCGAACAAUGAUGAAAAUGCAUGGACUUGGGGAUGGCCCUUAUUGGAUUAUAUAUUAUAUGUACUUCCUUAUUUUUUCUACAGUGUAUCUGAUUGUAUUUGUCAUUUUCGGAUCCAUCAUAGGUGUGAACUUUUUCAAGAUAAACGACUACAGUAUACAGUUUGUUUUCUUUUUCAGCUUCAUUAAUCUGCAGAUUGUACUGGCCUUCCUAGCCUCAUCAUUCUUUUCGAAAGUUAACACUGCUCAGGCAAUUGCGUACCUGUACAUAUUUGGGUCAGGGUUGAUGGCUGGAUAUCUUAUUCGCAAUUUUAUUGAAGGGGGGAAAUUCCCAAGACACUGGAUCACAGUUCUGGAGAUAAUACCUGCAUUUUCUUUAUAUCGAGGACUAUAUGAGCUUGGCCAGUAUGCUGUUAGAUCUUCAGAAACAGGAAGCCCUGGCAUGCGAUGGAGUGAUUUAAAUGACCACAUGAAUGGCAUGAGAGAUGUGUUAAUCAUAAUUAUUUUGGAAUGGUUGGUUUUGCUUCCUGUCGCAUAUUAUUUCGACUAUGCUUCUUCAGUUGGACACAGAUCUAGUCCCCUUUCUAUAAUCAAACAUCUCUUAAAGAAGGACCCCACCUGGAGAAGGAUAACUGCUAAUGAAAUAGAUGGUAAGGAUGUUCACAUAGAGAUGGAGAAGGUAGACAUUAUCAAAGAAAGAGAGGCUGUUGAUCAAGUGCUACAGCAGCAACAAACUAGUGGCUAUGCUGUAGUCUGUGAUGACCUAAGAAAAGUAUAUCAUGGAAAAGAUGGUAAUCCUGAUAAGUUUGCAGUUCAAGGAGUAUCACUUGCUUUGCCUUAUGGAGAGUGCCUUGGUAUUCUUGGUCCUAAUGGCGCUGGCAAAAGCUCUUUUAUUAGCAUGAUGAUUGGGUUUGUAAAGCCAACAUCAGGGAACGCUUUUGUACGGGGGUUCAGCAUACAAAAUGACAUGGAAAAGAUAUACAGCAGCAUGGGAGUUUGCCCACAGAAUGAUAUGCUUUGGGAGACACUAACUGGUAGGGAACAUCUCCAGUUUUAUGGCCGACUGAAGGGCCUCAGUGGUUCAUCCUUGGAUCUUGUUGUCGAUGAGUCCUUAAGGAGUGUAAAUUUGCUUCAUGGGGGUGCUCCUGAUAAGCAAGUGAAGAAGUACAGUGGUGGCAUGAGGAGGCGCCUUAGUGUCGCCAUCUCGUUGAUCGGAGAUGCUAAAGUUGUGUACAUGGAUGAGCCAAGCACCGGAUUAGACCCAGCUUCGAGGAAGAGUCUCUGGAGCGCUGUGAAGCAAGCAAAGCAGGAUAGAGCAAUCAUUCUCACCACGCAUUCCAUGGAAGAAGCUGAAACUCUUUGUGACAGACUGUGUAUCAUGGUCGAUGGAAAGCUCCAGUGCAUAGGCACUCCCAAAGAGCUCAUAGCUAGAUACGGAGGGUACUACGUGCUGACGAUGACGACACUGCCGGAGUUCGAACAAGAGGUCGAAGAUCUGGUGCGCAGGCUCUCGCCAAGCUCCAGGAAGGUGUACCAUCUGUCGGGGACGCAGAAGCACGAGCUGCCGAAGCAGGAAGCGAGGAUCUCAGACGUGUUCAUGGCCGUAGAGAGCUUCAAGAAGAGGGUGGAAGUCCAGGCCUGGGGCCUCGCGGACACCACCAUGGAGGACGUGUUCGUCAAGGUCGCCAAAGGGGCCCAGUCCAGCGAAGAACUCUCCUAGAGUCGUAGUCUACAUGUAAUGGUGCAAGGGCAAGGGCCUGCUGUUGAUGCUAGGUGUAUAUAUAUGUACAGCACGUAAAAUUUUCUUCCGUUGCAAAGCAAAUGGUUUGGUUUGCUCACCUUUGAUUUUGGAAUUUUGAUAACAAAGAUUAUUUGAUUGAAUUGAUUGUUUUUCGUCC